Molecule: messenger RNA, 822 nt
Organism: Plasmodium gonderi
Lineage: Eukaryota; Apicomplexa; Aconoidasida; Haemosporida; Plasmodiidae
Product: G2 protein
Exons: 2
Coding region: 1-822 (273 amino acids)
Source: RefSeq, a predicted model, not a curated record
AUGGGACAAAUAGCAUCAAAAGAAGAGGAUUUCGAAAAACAGGAUAUCUAUGCAAGCUACCCAGGGCUUGAGCAACAAUUGGAUAUGGUUUUUGCCUGUCACGAUAUAGGAAAUGAGGGAAAACUGUCAUAUAAAACUAUAGAGAUGAUACUAAGGCACUUCUUAAUGCAAUGUGGUUUUAUGGAGUAUGUCUGUCGAUUCGUUGACGAAAAUGGACAGCUAGAUUUGAAACAUGUAGAAAACUAUAUGACCAGCAAGAAAUGGUUGAAGAAUUUGAAAUGUUGUGAGGAUAAUAUGCUUACGGUAGAUGAAAUGAAAUCUUUGGUUCUAAUGUUUUUAAAAAAAAUAUCCGAUACGUACAUAGAUGAUCAAGCCAAGUGGACGAAUAAAAUGAGGGAUUCUCAAGAAGAACAAGGAAAAGCAUUAGAAGAAGCAAUGUCCGAAUAUGAAAAAAAUAUUCUCUUUAAUCAUGCUCUAAAGGAACAACAACUUUUACAAAAUAAUAAAAAAUUAGAAGAAUGGAAUGAAACUAUAGAAAAUGCUUAUGAGGCACAACAAGAAGUGUUACGCCAGUUUGAAGAAAAAAAGAGGGAGAGAAAAAAAAAUAUAUCAUUAGAAAAAAACAAUGAAUUAAUAAUAGCUAAAGAUUAUAUAGAUAAAAUAAAAGAAGCUGCAACGGAUAAUCAAUAUGACAAUUCAAAAUGUUUUGUGUAUCCAGCUUCCUCAGCUCCCUGUGGUGCUUGCACAUCUGCAGGUGCUAUUGCACCAUACCGAAGAUUCAGAGAACCCAGGAGAAAGAAGCAAUAUUCCCUAUGCUUGUGA